Penicillium cinerascens is the source of this 3249-nucleotide messenger RNA. RefSeq lists its product as uncharacterized. Bases 1 to 3249 code for a protein of 1082 amino acids. NCBI's taxonomy places the organism in Eukaryota, Fungi, Ascomycota, Eurotiomycetes, Eurotiales, Aspergillaceae. The transcript has 3 exons. The record is from RefSeq and is a predicted model, not a curated record. Gene Ontology annotation, molecular function: nucleotidyltransferase activity. Gene Ontology annotation, biological process: RNA 3'-end processing.
AUGGCAUGGAUGCCGCAGUCCGACGCGUCCGAGAUUCCUCCUCGGCCACCAUUGAACUCGCAGCAAUCGAGCUCCCUCCCCUCGACCCCUUACCAACAUGCGCGCAAUCUCUCCUUUCACUCGCGGACACCGUCCCCCGCCCGCGGAAGCACCUCGCCCCGCUCGACUCACUCCGAAUCCACACAUCUACCUCCUUCGACUCGAAAACCAUUCGAGGGCUGUAAAUACGAGACGGCCAUGGCGUAUUUUCGGAGACGAAUACCGUACAGCUUGGGGGCCGAUAUACUGCCGGAGGAGAAGGAGGGAUUGAAAGAGGCACUCGAGCCCGAGGAGGAGAAGAAAUUGACGGCCGACAUCAUGGACCUCUACGAUCGAUUACUACCUUCUGCGGAGAGUGAUGACCGACGCCGGCAACUGGUCGCCAAAUUGGAGAACCUUUUCAACGAGCAAUGGCCCGCCCACGAAAUCAAAGCUCAUGUCUUCGGUUCCUCGGGGAAUAAACUGUGCUCUAGCGACUCGGAUGUGGACAUCUGUAUCACGACCGACUACAAGGAGCUGGAGCAUGUGUGUCUGUUGGCAGAGGCUUUGGCGAAGCAUGGGAUGGAGCGAGUUGUCUGUGUUUCUCAUGCCAAGGUUCCUAUCGUGAAAAUUUGGGACCCCGAGCUGAAACUGGCGUGCGACAUGAACGUGAACAACACCCUUGCCUUGGAAAACACUCGUAUGAUCCGGACAUAUGUCGAGGUUGACGAGCGGGUACGCCCGUUGGCGAUGAGUGUCAAACAUUGGACAAAACGACGGAUUCUGAACGAUGCGGCCCUUGGAGGCACGUUGAGUUCUUACACCUGGAUCUGUCUAAUCAUCAACUUUUUGCAAACGAUUGACCCGCCUAUUCUUCCCAGCUUGCAAGCUCGCCCUCACCAAAAAAGGGUUACUCCCGAUGGAUUGGUGUAUUCGUUUGAUGAUGACCUCGAAACGUUGAGUCAGUUUGGCCAGAAGAAUAAGCAGUCCGUGGGAGAAUUGUUCUUUGCAUUCUUUCGUUACUACGGACACGAGUUGAACUACGAGAAAAGCGUCAUUUCUGUACGCGAGGGUGGUUUGGUUUCCAAGGACGCCAAAAACUGGACCUUUUCGGUGAACAAUCGGCUUUGUGUGGAGGAACCGUUCAAUACGUCAAGAAACCUGGGGAAUACAGCAGAUGACACGUCUUUCCGAGGCUUGCAUCUGGAGUUGCGGAGAGCCUUCAAGUUUGCCGCUAAGGGUGACUUGGCUGGUUGUUGCGAAAAAUUCGAGUUUCCUCAGGAGGAAGAGCGGACAUGGGAACGACCACCGCCCCAACCACGACCGACCCUUACUCAUUCUGUCCCCUCGCGUGGUGGCCGGGGAGGUGGACGCGGAGGAAGGUAUACGAAUCAGUUCUCAAGAGGCGGUUUCUCUGGUGGCCGUCGGACCUCAAAUACGGGCAAGCCCAACUCAUUCCGUCAGCCGAAUACCAAUGUCACCAAUGCAUCUGAACUGUCUCUGCAAGCUCAACAGCAGGCUCAGUACAUGUUACACGAUCAGCUGUACCAGCAGAUCCAGCUCCUUCAGGCGCAAGAACAGGAGCUGAGGAUGCAGUUGCACAACCAGGCACUGAUCACUGGGCGGCCACCGCCUGUGUUCCUCCGGCAGCCCUUUAUCCAGUUUCCUAUGCCUCAGCAACAGGAAUACUCACCGGAUGAAAACCCACGGUCAAGAUCAGGAACUGUCAAUCAGCCGCCCCUUUCUCCUUUAACACCGACGUCCCAAAGGCAGACCUUUGUUAACCCCACAUACGCUUCUGUGAGUGCUGUAGGCACACAAGGAACCACGACAAAUCCCCCCUCGCCUUCUGCUACUUCCGCUGUCCCCGACUUUCGUCGUAAUCCGCGGCGUUCAUCCGUUGCCGCAAAUGGAUCACCGAAAGGGUCUUUCCGAGCACACUCUCAGCCUGCGCGGCCACAGAAUUCACCCCUUCAGAACUUCGUACCGAUUUACCCGUUACCGCAACCUCUGGAUACUUCCUUUGGUUCUAGGGGACGACCGGCUCCCGAACCAUCGGAAGGCGGAGAAGGCAGCAGGGAUGAGAACUCAAUGCCCCCGAACAGUCUCCCUAGCAAUGGGUCUCGCUCAGACACCGUGGACGAAGGACGGGCUCAGGAAAUGAUGGGUUACUACAUUACUCCUCAACAACUGCAGCUGUAUCAGCAGAACGCGAUGAUCCCGUCUUUCACCUCACCUAUGGGGCUCGGGCUGCCAAAUGGCUACGCACCAUUCUUACCAGUUCAGCAAGAUUAUCGCUCUUGUGGGCUUUCGUCGGAUGGACAAAGUUCUCGAACUGAACAGUCUCCCACCCCCGUUCCGAGGGGAUCGUCAUCGCUGCCGCAACGCUCUUCCUCGUCACGACCAGCAGCUUCUUCUGGACCUUUGAUUGUGGAUGGCUCGGUGCCUCCGAGUGCAUCAAGUGAACGCCGCCCGUCGUAUGGGGCUGACCUGAUUGAUCCUUAUACCGCUGUUACGCAUUACACGUCGACUUCGGAUGAUCAUACUGUCAACACACCCGCUAGCUUCUCCGACUCCCUGUCGCAAGACUUCCAAGACCCGGGGCCUUUUGAGAUGGAGCAGACUCCGGUCUUUACUCGACCAUUCGAGACACAGAAGAUGAGCAGUAGCAAUGGCGAGUCGCAGAAAGAAAGCAUAAAUGGCCAGCCAGAGCUCCUAGCAAGCCGGUUGCAGAAUUUCCAUCUAUCGAAUGCCGAGAAGCUGGGUCGGUCCCAGUCCACAAAGACCAACUCAGAACGGCACAAGAACGGAGCGCACCCUGCGAAGGACACAGCUCAUCCCAAGGGUUCUGCAUCUAGCGACAAAACCACCAGCUCGCAACCAGGAAACGAGGCUCGCCAGCAAACAUCAUCCUCGAGGCGGAAGCCAAACGGAGUAGACGCUUCUGAGAAGGUCAACGGGGCCAAUCACGGCCACAAACCUAAGCAAAGGGGUCGGCACGAUACGUCUCACAAUACGUCAGCUCAACAAGGGGAUGCUAAGGAUCGGAAUGCUGAUCACCCGCCACGGAAGUCCGGCGGUGCUAAUGGUACCGCCGAUGCUAAUCACGGGGGGUGGCAGACGACGAAGAAAAAGCACCGUCGGGGUGCUAAAUCAUCUGCGGAACCUCGUAACGGAGUCAACGGCGCCGAGCCUCUUCCCGCAGAUGAAGCAUUGCGCAAAGGCGGUUGA